AUGAAUUCUGAUUCGAGCUCUGUCUCCAGCAGAGCCUCAUCUCCGGACAUGGAUGAGAUGUAUCUGAGGGACCACCAUCACCGACACCACCACCACCAGGAGAGCCGUCUCAACUCGGUCUCCUCCACGCAGGGCGACCUGGUGCAGAAGAUGCCCGGGGAGAGCCUCUCGCGGGCCGGCGCCAAGGCCGCAGGUGAGAGCAGCAAGUACAAAAUCAAGAAGCAGCUGUCGGAGCAGGACCUGCAGCAGUUGCGGCUGAAGAUCAACGGGCGAGAGCGCAAGCGGAUGCACGACCUGAACCUCGCCAUGGACGGGCUGCGCGAGGUCAUGCCCUACGCGCACGGGCCCUCGGUGCGGAAGCUCUCCAAGAUCGCCACUCUCCUGCUGGCCAGAAACUACAUCCUCAUGCUCACCAGCUCCCUGGAGGAGAUGAAGAGGCUGGUUGGAGAGAUCUACGGGGGCCACCACUCGGCCUUCCACUGCGGGACGAUGGGCCACUCGGCCGGCCACCCGGCGCACGCCGCCAACGCCGUGCACCCGGUGCACCCCAUCCUGGGCGGCGCGCUGUCGUCGGGCAACGCCUCGUCCCCGUUGUCCGCCGCCUCGCUGCCAGCCAUCGGCACCAUCCGGCCGCCCCACUCGCUGCUCAAGGCGCCCUCCACGCCGCCCGCGCUGCAGCUGGGCAGCGGCUUCCAGCACUGGGCCGGGCUGCCCUGCCCCUGCACCAUCUGCCAGAUGCCGCCGGCACCGCACCUGUCCGCCCUCUCCACGGCCAACAUGGCCCGGCUGUCGGCCGAGUCCAAGGACUUGCUCAAGUGA
This is a messenger RNA of Myotis daubentonii (Daubenton's bat), 819 nucleotides long. It is a transcript of the gene OLIG3, whose product is annotated as oligodendrocyte transcription factor 3. The record is from RefSeq and is a predicted model, not a curated record. NCBI's taxonomy places the organism in Eukaryota, Metazoa, Chordata, Mammalia, Chiroptera, Vespertilionidae. Gene Ontology annotation, molecular function: DNA-binding transcription factor activity, RNA polymerase II-specific; protein dimerization activity; E-box binding. Gene Ontology annotation, biological process: positive regulation of transcription by RNA polymerase II; axon development; sensory organ development. Gene Ontology annotation, cellular component: nucleus.